GUCGUCGUUGUUGUGUUUCCGUUCGUUUGCGCGCUGUACAAAUGUGCAUUUUAUUUCAGCACUGUGUACUUAUAUUUAUAAUCAACUGACAGCAUGACAGAUUCUUGUACUUUCCUAAGUAAUCGGUUGCAGUUAGAACCAGUACCGAGUAUCGGUGAUGAGUGUUUCUGUUCAGACGAGGAGAACUAUAUGACGCUGUCACCUGGCAUGCCCGUGUUCAAAACUAGCGAUGGCACUAUUCGUUCUCUGGCAGAUCUCAAAAUUGGAGGCUUGGCAUCGUUGGCUUCUAACAAGAACAAACAACUGAAACCCUUAAUGAACCGCAGACCGUCGGACAUUGGCGACGGAUGCGAUUAUGUCAUCGUCACUAAGAGAUUGACACGGACGAGCGAGAGCAGGGUGAAGUUUGUGUUCUCGUGCUUGGCUUACGGGCUAGGUUUGGGAAACGUAUGGAGGUUUCCGUACAUGGCAUACAAAAGUGGAGGAGGAGCAUUCUGGAUAGCAUACGUCGUGGUUCUGCUGCUGUGUGGUGUGCCAUUGUUACUGAUGGAGAUGGCUGUCGGCCAGCACACAAGACACGGACCUAUCUAUGCACUCAAGAAACUGACGCCCAUGUUUAAAGGCGUCGGGCUGGCGUCGACGAUCGUCUCGUGCGUGAUUGCUGCCUACUGCAGCGUCGUCAUGGCGUGGGCCCUCGCCUCGAUGAUCACCUCCUUCCACCUCGACGAGAUGUGGUCGGCGUGCGAGAUGGAGUGGAGCUCGCUCGGCUGCUUCAGCGACUUCGUAACCACGACGACGGCGGCCGGGAACGUGACAACGACGCCGGUUAACGCGACGCUCGUGCCAGUAUCCGUCGAAUACUUCCAGAGGAGAGUUCUUAAACAGUCUGGAGGGUUCACGGACAUUGAUAGCAUUGUGUGGGAGCUGGCCUUACUCACCAUGUUUGCCUGGAUGUUUAUAUUCUUUAGCACGUGGCGUGGUGUGAAGGCAAAGGGCAAGAGUCUGUACAUAAUGACGACGAUGCCGUGCAUUCUAUUGCUCGUACUUCUCCUGCGUAGCCUCGCGUUGCCGGGCGCCUACAAUGGCCUCGUCUACUUCUUCUCCCCCAGCUGGGAACAGCUGGCCGAUUCCAAGGUGUGGCUGUACGCAGCGGCGGCGCAGCUCAACAGUGUCGCCCUCGCCUGCGGGUCGUGGAUCGUGAUAUCCAGCUACGAAGAUUACCACAACAACAUAUACAAGGACACGGCAGGGAUUCUGGUAGUUGACACGAUCGCCAGCCUGGUCGUCGGGGUAACCAUGUUUGCUACGCUCGGUUUCAUGGCGGAAACGAUGGGACAAGAUAUAGACACCGUAGCCCCGAGAGAUCCGGCGGUCGUGUUUGAGGUCUUCCCCGUGCUCUUCCGAACCAUGUUCCUCCCCUCUCUCUGGAGCUUCCUCUUCUUCAUCACCGUCAUCUACCUUGGAAAGGAAACUCAGUUUGGUUUAGUGGAGACGCUACUAGAGGGCAUUACUGAUCACCUGCAGAUGUGGGUGCAUAACACUCUGCACUACCAUGAGGUUCUGGUCUUGCUGACCUGCUUUACCCUCUAUGUAUUCGGCAUGCCGUUUGUGACGAACGCCGGCGUCUACAUCGUGCAGUUUGUCGACGUCUUUGUCGCUGAGAACGCUGUGCUGCUGCUGGCUGUCGCUGAGAUGCUCGUCCUCGCGUGGGGCUUCGGGUAUAAAAAGUUGCGCGUUGUCGUGACAACCAUCAUGGAUGGGAAGGGGCCGCCCAUGUUCUUCAUCGUCUGCUGGCUUGUCGUCUCUCCGCUGUUGCUCAUGGUUAUCUGGAUCAUGAGUCUGGUACAACAUUCCCCGCUGGAGUACAAUGGUGAUUCAAGUUUCUACCCUGCCUGGGCAGAACCUCUAGGCUGGACGAUCACCAUCUUGCCACUGCUUUGCAUUCCAGGGAUGGCGAUCAUAUACUAUUAUAAGAGGAGCAUAGCAUAUAGCCGAAAGUAUCGGGAGCAAGUUCCCCCGACUCCGCACGCCAGUUCCUCCGGCGACCUGGCCUCGAACGCGACCAGCGAGGGGGCGCCGGCGUACGACGGCGGCAGCACCAACGUGCGCGGACGAUUCCACGUCGAGUUCGUCGAAGAGGCGGAGGGUGGCGCCCCCGCGCCAGGACGCGGACGCCGCUGCGCGCUCAACAACAACAACAACAACGUCGACGGUUGCCUGGCGUCGCCCGAAAAGACGCGGUUGCCGCCGGCGAUGCCUGACAACGUUGAGCUCGUGCUGAUGCACGACGAGGGUCGCCGCCGGAGCGACGGCGAAACGGAAGUAGGUGGCAGCACCGGCGCGACGGCAGCAGGCGCCGUUUCCGCAGUCGGUGACAAUCGUGGCAGCACCAACGUAGGUGGCAGCACUCGUGUAGGUGGCUCCCCUAAUGUAGGUGGCAGCAGUGGUGUAAUUAGCAGCACCGACGUAGGUGGCAGCACCAACGGGACGACGAUAGCACUUGUGACGAGGGUCGACGACGCAGUGAUGGAGAUGGACGGUUUGAGGGAGAGCGUUCUAUGAGGCUGGAUCUAGUUUCCCGCGUUUCCCUGCCGUGCCCCCUUACGUGGCCGUGCGUGUAGUGUGAUGCCUCCCGGUGAGGUUGGGAGAUUGUUCCCGUCACCCAUGGCUGGGGUCCCAACAACAGUUGGCUGGGGUCCCAACAACAGUGAGCUGGGGCCCCAACAACAGUUGGCUGGGGCCCCAACAACAGUUGGCUGGGGUCCCAACAACAGUUGGCUGGGGUGCCAACAACAGUUUGCUGGGCUCCCAUUAACAAGGAGUUCCAACAGUCAUUUAGAUCGAUUCCCAAAGAUUGUGAUAUUUUUUACAUCAGCACAUCAGUUUUUUCUGCUUUCUUUCCUUUGACUGGGUGAAUGUUAGCAUACAUACCCAUUAUUAUAGCAAACACACACACACACACACGCACGCACACACACGCACGCACGCACACACACAC
This is a messenger RNA of Priapulus caudatus, 2998 nucleotides long. Its product is annotated as sodium- and chloride-dependent betaine transporter-like. NCBI's taxonomy places the organism in Eukaryota, Metazoa, Priapulida, Priapulimorpha, Priapulimorphida, Priapulidae. Gene Ontology annotation, biological process: sodium ion transmembrane transport. The record is from RefSeq and is a predicted model, not a curated record. The coding region runs from base 94 to 2562 and encodes 822 amino acids. The transcript is spliced from 13 exons. Gene Ontology annotation, cellular component: membrane.